This is a messenger RNA of Daldinia childiae, 1518 nucleotides long. RefSeq lists its product as uncharacterized. The coding region runs from base 1 to 1518 and encodes 505 amino acids. The transcript has 3 exons. NCBI's taxonomy places the organism in Eukaryota, Fungi, Ascomycota, Sordariomycetes, Xylariales, Hypoxylaceae. The record is from RefSeq and is a predicted model, not a curated record. Gene Ontology annotation, biological process: transmembrane transport. Gene Ontology annotation, molecular function: transmembrane transporter activity.
AUGGCAGACGCGAAAGAGCCGGCGGUCGACGCCGAUACACAGGCCGUUCGAAGAUCCCACUCGGAUCUUGCCACAAGUACGCACGGCCCCGAGGCGCGUCCUGAUAAUUGGAUGUAUCGAGGUUUUCGGAUCGGCGGCAAGGAAUUCUGGUAUGCGUCACCAAAGAUCCAGCUUCUCAUGGUGGCUUUCGUCUGCUUCAUGUGCCCUGGAAUGUACAAUGCGCUCCAAGGUCUAGGUGGUGGUGGACAGGUUGAUCCGACUGUACAAGAUCACGCAUCCACCGCUCUUUACUCCGUUUUCGCCGUCGUCGCUUUCUUUUCCGGCUCCAUCGCGAACAAACUCGGUGUAAAGAUUACUUUGACUAUCGGUGGUGUUGGUUACUGCAUUUACUCUUCCAGUUUGUUGUGCUACAGCCAUACCGGCAAUGUUGGCUUCGUCGUCUUCUCCGGUGCUCUUUUGGGUCUUUGCGCCGGUUUGCUCUGGACUGCGCAAGGAACUAUCAUGAUGGCUUAUCCUCCCGAGGAGUCUAAAGGCCGCUACAUUAGUUGGUUUUGGAUCAUCUUCAACCUCGGCGCCGUUAUUGGUAGCUUGAUUCCUCUCGGACAGAACGUCAGCAAUGACACCGGUACCGUCACGGAUGGCACGUAUAUUGGCUUCAUUGUUCUCAUGUUCGUCGGAGCGUGUCUUACCACCCUCUUGGUGAAUGGAGACAAGGUUAUCCGUGAUGAUGGUUCCAAAGUUAUCUUGAUGAAGAACCCCACUUGGCAGAGCGAGUUCAUCGGACUCUGGGAAUGUAUCUCCCUUAGCCCUUGGGUCGUUGCUCUAUUCCCCAUGUUCUUCGCUUCCAACAUCUUCUACACAUACCAGCAGAACGUUCUCAAUCUUGCCUAUUUUGACACUCGUGCGCGCUCACUGAAUAACCUUCUUUACUGGCUCGCCCAGAUUUUUGGCGCCGUUAUUGUCGGAUACGCUCUUGAUAUCAAAUCAAUUCGGCGGUCAAUGCGUGCCAAGAUCUCAUUCGUUGCGCUUUUCUCCCUCACCUUUGUCAUCUGGGGUGGUGGCUGGGCGUGGCAAGAGUACCAGCUUGACCGAGCGGCGUCUGGGAAAGUAGUCGAUGAUCAGAAAAUCGACUGGACGGACAACAACUUUCUUGCACCUAUGUUCCUUUACAUAUUCUACGGCGUGUAUGAUUCCGUAUGGCAAACAAGCAUCUACUGGUACAUGGGCGCUCUCUCAAACUCUGGCCGAAAGACUGCCAACAUGGCUGGAUUUUACAAGGGUCUUCAAUCCGCUGGUGCGGCCAUUUUCUGGCGGUUGGAUGGCAUCCACACAGAAUAUAACACUAUCUUCGCUGCUACCUGGGGUGUAUGUGCCGGAUCUCUCCUAAUUGCCGCCCCAAUCAUCUUCACGAGAAUCAAGGACACUACCGAGCUCGAUGAGGACCUUAAAUUUAGUGACGAGACAGUGGGUGAUGUGGCACCAACCGUAGUUCCCGAAGAGAAGCGCACCGAAGUUUAA